AUGUCCGGUGAAUCGGGACGCCAGCGUGCCUACCGCUCCCGCACGGGGCCACGGGCAAUGCAGGCGUGCCACCCGACUUACGAUACGGUAUCCCCCGGCGGGGUGGCACAUCGAGCCCGCUCGCGAGCGCUGUCGGGCAGCAGCAUCCAUGCCGGAGGAGUACGGAGCAUCAGUGUUAUGGCCAGUGAAGAUGGAACAGCGCCUCAUCUAUCGAGCCCGCCACCAGCACCAGCACCGGCACCACCCCCUGAUGACUCUAUUGGCCUCCCAGAUGAGAUACGAAGAGUUAUUUCUUACGCGGAUUGGGAUCUCAAUCUUGUACAGAAUCAUUUCAACUUCGCUAGCAGCCAUGACUUCCUGCCAGCAGGCCUCCUCUCUCCUCUACCCGAUCUCUUCGGCUUUGACGCCAGCAUGGGUGAGCCUGAGCUCGUUGCCGCCUCUACCGUGGCACCGAGCCCUCUAUCCAUCAGCCCAGUAGUAGAUGACGAGAAAUCUCUUGUGGUUAUGGAUGCCUUCAGGAAGGCAACUGGCAGAUGGGUGCCCGUCCCUGCGGUCAACUUCCAAGCCGAGGAGGAGAAGAAUUUGUCUGCUACGCACGGUGCUGAUAUCACGACGGACCAACCGGGCCGCUGGGAUUCCAGGCUGUUACCCAAUGGAUUCCCGCUCGCGGCUCGCGAUCGGCUCCUCGCCAUGAUGGCCAGCGCUUGCCAGCCGGUAGACGUCCCUCGCGUGGCCGCCACAUUCCCCUCCUGCGACGGCCUCGGCAUCUUGGUGAGAUCCUUCCUGGCAUGGCAUAUGAGCCAAGAGGAUACCUGGAUCCAUGUCCCGACGUUUUCAGUCAACGAUGUUAAAGUUGAACUACUGGCUUCUAUUGUAGCGGCUGGGGCAGUGAGGUCGCCCAGCCACGCUGUCCAGAAAUUUGGCUUGGCGGUCCAUGAGAUUCUCCAGAUGCAACUCAGGAACAUGGCCCAGAGGGCACCUGUCCUCACGCGGGAGCUGCAGUGGCUUCAGGCCUACGCGCUCGAGGUCCAAACUGGCCUAUGGAGUGGCAACAAGCGGAAAAUGGAAAUCGCCGGAGGCACUCCUUCGCCCCUCAUGCCUGCCGAGCUUUCUCUUCCAUUCCCCCAGUCACGCCAAUUAUGGUUCGCCGGGUCCGCGGAAGGCUGGAAGGAAGCCUACUUUGCAUUAAAAAUUCCCGAUGCCAUGCAUGAAGUCUCGCUGGUGGACUGCCUGGCCGACCUCUCGCGGCUUCGCCAUCUGCCAAUCUUGUUCGACGUAAACAUUGCAAUGCUGUCGGUGCUACAUGGGAUCGCGACGACUGUUCGGAGUCACCGCCACCAGCUCCUCGUAUCGGUCUCGGGAAUCGUGGACAGAUGGUUGGUCGCCACCCGAGAGAGUGUCCUGCCCGAUGAGGCCCAACACCGGUCCUUGCUCAGGGUGUUCGACAGCCUCCACCAGACUUUCCGGCUCUCAGAGAGCGGCGCAGAUACUCCGUGCGCAGUCAUUCUAGUGUUGGAGCUCCUGUUGCUCCAUUUCUACUGCUAUGUCGAACAGAUGGAGCUGCUCGCGGGGAAGGAAGGCUUUGAGGAGGCGCAAGCUUCUUACCCGGCUCUACAGCAGUGGGCAGAUACCCGCGAGGCGCGCCAGGCCGUCUGGCAGGCAGGCCAGAUCUUGAAAGUAGUCAAAGCUCUGCCGCUAGAAACCAUGAAUGACUUCCACUCCGUCGCUCUUUAUCACGCCAGCUUGUGUUUGUGGGCAUAUGGGACCCUCACAAGCAAGAGAUGCGAUGGAAACAGCGCCUUUAUUCCCCUAGACGGGGUGAAUUUCUCCAGUACUCAUGAGAUUCUGCUGGAUGGGGAGGAGUCGCUAGAGUCGCAGAGGUGGAUCGCCUUCGACAGAGGCCGACCUGUCAUUUCUCACCACCCCCACGGCGACGAGGUAGAGGUGCCGCCUAGGAUAUCACUCCAAUCGACGGACGAAGUUAUGCAAGCCUUCAUAAGCACUAUAAGGAGCAAAUACCCCAUGAGGAAUAUCCUUCCACCGUCAACAAAAUGCUUCUGCUACCUUAUGCAUGCGCUGGGUAUGUCCGCACGGAAAGAUACGAAUAGCCCUGUCUCGUAUUAG
Scedosporium apiospermum is the source of this 2124-nucleotide messenger RNA. RefSeq lists its product as uncharacterized. Lineage: Eukaryota; Fungi; Ascomycota; Sordariomycetes; Microascales; Microascaceae. The transcript is spliced from 5 exons. The record is from RefSeq and is a predicted model, not a curated record. The coding region runs from base 1 to 2124 and encodes 707 amino acids.